Molecule: messenger RNA, 348 nt
Organism: Naegleria fowleri
Lineage: Eukaryota; Heterolobosea; Eutetramitea; Acrasida; Naegleriidae
Exons: 1
Coding region: 1-348 (115 amino acids)
Biological process (GO): protein folding in endoplasmic reticulum; autophagosome assembly
Cellular component (GO): membrane; endoplasmic reticulum; EMC complex
Source: RefSeq, a predicted model, not a curated record
AUGCAACAACCAACUUCCGUUUCGUCAUCAUCUGAUCCGAAAAUUGCUUGGGAUAAAGUGGCACACAAUGACAAUAUCGUGUACAAGUGCAAGAUUUUUAUUUCUCUAGUGUUUGGAAUUGUAGCUGGAAUUUUUGGAUUAACUGGUUUAUCGGGAUUUUUAUUUUAUGUGGUCGUUUCUUUGGUAAUUUCAUCGGUUCUGAUUGGAUUUUGCCUUCCGAGACCAUAUAGUGUUGAAAGCGUGUUUCCAAAUUGGACCAAUAUUAUUUUCGGAGGAUUCACACAAGGACUUUUAACUUAUAUUUUGUUUUGGACGAUAUCGUAUGACAUUGUUUAUAUUUUCUUUUAA